AUGAACGCUGAAGAAACCCCUAUUGAUCUCAAUAACAUAAGCGGAUAUCAAUUUCACAACUAUUUGCACACAAGAUGCGAUGCGUUUACUGGAAACAUAAACGCAUUGGAUGCAGAGGUUGCACCAAUCUUUCCACAAGAACCGCUGACAGAUCCUGAUGUGCUAAAUAGACAACCAGACGACAUGCAGAAUCCACAGUUCUACCGCCGCGAAUUUGAUGCAUAUGAUGUAGAAGGCACCAGCAUGAUUGAUUUAUCAAAGAGGUAUCAAUCCUCCGCGAUUCUGAAUGAAUACGAUCUGGCGGCCAGACGUCGUGCUAAUGAUGAAAUGCGCACAAACCCUGCAUAUAAAUCUUUAGAAUAUGGGAGCAUAGAAUACUACAAAGUAUACGAUGAUCUUGUUUCUCAGGAGAAGAAGUCUCUCCGUUCUAAAUACGGACCGCCAACAUGCUCCUUUGAUGGGUUGACAAAGCUGCCCCUCAUAUCUAUGUACUCGGAAACACUGUAUGACCCUACAAGUCUCCGCAAGUAUAGGCGUAAUAGCCUGGCGUGCUCACCUGGAUACUUCCGAGAUACAGAGCAAAUGAAAAGAGUUAAGAGGAACGUACGACGCGCAUCGGUUGCAUACGGCAUGAAGGGGUCGACAUUGAGAACCAGGAACGUCAUGCAUUCCCAUCUUGCUCCAAUCUCAGAGGAGCAAAGCGGAGUUAAGCCCGAUGACUUAGACGGGUACUCUCUUGAAUGCAUUGCAGAUGAAAAUGUUGAGGAUGCAAGUGGCGCAGAGGUGCCGCUAAAAACAUCGAAGAGUUAA
Molecule: messenger RNA, 810 nt
Organism: Giardia duodenalis
Lineage: Eukaryota; Fornicata; Diplomonadida; Hexamitidae
Exons: 1
Coding region: 1-810 (269 amino acids)
Source: RefSeq, a predicted model, not a curated record